UGUUAAUCUACCUUCCCUAAACCCAAAAGUGUUAGCAGAAAUAUUUUAUCACGUCGGAUUUUUUUUCUGCCGUCAAUUGUUUUUUUUUAACUACCCGACGUGGUGAUGAUAUUUUAUUGUUUAUUCGUUCGCUUCAAACGACAGUUACUUUGCUUUGGAUUGAUUUAAAAUGGCUAGCAGAAAGUGCAAACAAAGUUCUGACCGUUUUUGUUAUGUUUGUGGACAGUUUAUAUUUUCAAAAAAGAGAAGACCUAUUGUAGAUUCGUUAAAAACUGCAUAUCUUCAUUAUUUUGGAUUUCCUGUUGCAAAUCAAGAUAAAAAGUGGGUGCCUCACGUGUUUUGCGAAAGCUGUAGAAUCAUCUUACUCCAGUGGUCAUCAGGAGAAAAAGUUUACUUGUUACUACCAGACACAAAAGUUACGUUUUUCAGAAACAGAAGCAAAGUUUACUCAGAAUUUUUCAAAAGAGAAGGUGAAUAUUGUUAUUGCACAGAUAUCCCGGGGCUUUACGAAGCAAUGAAUCAAAACUAUGAUAAAACAGAGUGGCGCCUAUUCAUAGACUCUUCAAAAUAUAGUCUCAAAGCUGUUUUAUUACAUAACGGAAAUAAGAAACCUUCCAUACCAAUAGGACAUGCAGUGAAUUGUAAAGAGAGCUAUGAAACGAUGCGUACUUUGAUUAAUUUAAUGAUAUGGGAGUAAACAUGUCAUUAAAGAUUCACUUUCUACACUCUCAUCUGAAUUUUUUUCCUGAAAACUUAGGAAGUAUGAGUGACGAACAGGGUGAACGUUUCCACCAAGAUUUAAGGACUUUCGAAGAACGACAUCAAGGAUUUUGGGGAUGAAAAUAUGUUAGGGGAUUACUGUUGGUCUAUCAUAAGAGAAACUGAUUCAAAUAACUAUAAAAAGAAAGCAAAAGUUAGUCAUUUUUAAUUUAUUUUUGUAUUAAUCCUAAAAUCUUUGUAUUUCCCUUCAAGAAAAUAAAUAUUUUUUAAACCAGACGUGAUAGAAUUUUUUUAUUAUUUUUUCUGGAUAGUUCUACCUGAACACAAAAUAAAAUAACAACUUUCAGCUGGGGUAUGAUAACCGUGUAAACUAGUGUAAU
Spodoptera exigua (beet armyworm) is the source of this 1100-nucleotide messenger RNA. The record is from the annotation of a GenBank genome assembly. Lineage: Eukaryota; Metazoa; Arthropoda; Insecta; Lepidoptera; Noctuidae.